Molecule: messenger RNA, 3168 nt
Organism: Paracoccidioides lutzii Pb01
Product: zinc metalloprotease
Exons: 3
Coding region: 1-3168 (1055 amino acids)
Molecular function (GO): metal ion binding
Source: RefSeq, a predicted model, not a curated record
AUGGGCUCCGUCAGACAAGAAAAUUACUUUCGGCAACUCCAAAGAUUCAAACCAGACUAUUCGCCUUCCUACUUCACCCAAUAUGAGUCCGAGAGGACGGGUAUGCGGGUGGUGGUCAUCGAUCGACAAGGCCCAAUAGUUGAAGGGUACUUUGUCCUAGCGACGGAGAUUCAUGAUGAUUCUGGUUCACCUCACACUUUAGAGCAUCUCUGCUUCAUGGGUUCCAGAAGCUAUCAAUACAAAGGAUUUCUUGACAAGCUUGCUACCAGAGCUUAUUCAAAAACAAAUGCCUGGACUGCUACGGAUCACACGGCGUACACAUUGGACACGGCAGGAUGGGAAGGUUUUGCUCAAAUCCUUCCCGUCUACCUGGAACAUAUCAUUGCCCCUACAUUGACUGAUGCUGGGUGCUAUACUGAAGUGUACCAUGUGGAUGGCACGGGUCAUGAUGCUGGAGUAGUAUAUUCAGAAAUGCAGGGUGUGCAGAAUACUUCUUCCGAAUUAAUAGAUCUGAAAGCCAAACGCCUGUUGUAUCCAGAAGAGAUAGGUUUCCGCUACGAAACAGGCGGAAUGAUGGAGCAACUCCGAGUUCUGACAGCUGACCGUAUCCGUGCGUUCCACCGGGAAAUGUACCAGCCCAAAAACUUGUGCCUCAUCAUCGCGGGAGAAGUGGACCAUGACAACAUGCUACAAGUUCUGAAUCGGUUUGAAAGCACUGUACUUGACAUCAUCCCAAGUCCUGAUUCAUUGUUCAAGAGACCGUGGGUAGAGUCACCACAAAUUCCGACGCUUGAAAAGUCUGUGAUUGAGCGGGUGGAGUUUCCGGAGACAGAUGAAUCUUUCGGCGAGGUGGAGAUUCGAUUUCUGGGUCCAGAUUGCACUGAUAUCGUUUUAAGUUCGGCGCUCAGUGUUUCUCUCAUGUAUCUUGCGGGUUCGUCUGCUACGGUCCUUGAGAAUACAUUGGUCCAAAAAGAGCAGCUAGCAAGCGCUGUCUAUUAUACCACAUCCGACUCCCCUAGGACUGAGAUUUCUUUCACCCUUACCAGCGUAGCCACCGAAAAGCUAGAGCAAGUGCAUCGUCGAUUCUUCGAGGUGUUAAAGGAGAACAUGCAAAAGGAAGUGGAUAUGGAAUAUAUGCGGGAGUGCGUGCGACGACAAAAACGGAGCUGGAAAUUUGCCACUGAAACGUCCGCCUUCCCUUUUGCCGGACGUGUAAUAACCGACUUCUUGUUCGGCAAAAAAGAUGGUUCUACUCUACUAGACAUCGCAAGUCUGAGUGAGUAUAACGAGCUGGAGAGAUGGAACGACAGCCAAUGGCGCAGUUUUAUCAGGAAAUGGAUGUCAGAAGCAUCACACGUUUCAAUCUUGGGUGUACCAUCCUCCAAGCUUGCCGCCAAAUUGAAAGCGGAUGAAGAGUCGAGAGUUGCGUGGCGGAAAAAGACACUUGGAGAGGAGGGGUUAAAGAGACUGGCCGAAAAGCUGGAACAGGCCAAAGCUGAAAACGACAAAGAGAUACCGCAGAGUGAUCUAUCUAAGUUCAAGGUUCCGGGCACAGACUCAAUUCCUUUCCUCUAUACUACAACGGCAAAAUCCGGGCUCGCACUCAGAUCGGGUCAUCCUGAUAAUCGAAUUCAAAAUUUGGUUGAUUCCGAUGCACCAAAUUCACCUCUGUUCAUCCAUUUUGAACAUAUAAACAGCAACUUUGUCCAGGUUUUCCUAACCAUCUCCACGAAGUCGGUACCGGUAGAGCUCCGUCCGCUUCUAGCCGUUUAUACAGAAGCCUAUUUCAGCAUCCCCGUUCUUCGGAAUGGAGAGGAAAUCCCUUUUGAGCAGGUCAUAGUCGAACUGGAGAGGGACACAGUUGGAUAUAACAUGGAUGUUGCAUUUGGUAACCCAGAAAUGCUCAUAAUUACUUUCCAGGCGGAGCCAGAGAAAUAUGAGGCAGUCAUAUCAUUCAUCAAUGAACUUUCAUGGGAGUCCAUAUUUGACGUCGAAAGGCUCAAGGCGAUUACUGUUCGCCUGCUAUGUGAUGUUCCGGAUGCUAAGCGGAGUGGGAAUGACAUGUUGGAUGCAAUGCAGAUAAUGGUCAAGCAUACCCCUGAAUCAAUUAUCCGUGCCAGGAGUACUCUCGUCAAAGGCCUGUACCUAAAGCGGACUAAGCAGCAGCUGGAAAAGAAUCCUGAAGUUGUCGUUGCUCGAAUGGAGGAGCUCAGGAAGCAACUAUUUCGCUUCGAGAAUUUACGCGCCUUUGUCAUCGCGGAUAUGGAAAGGCUUCGGAACCCUUCUUCGGCGUGGAAACCAUUCAUCGAUCGACUUGAUGCUUCUAAUUCGCUUAUUCCGAUAACGAAGUUGCGAGAUCGACUGACAGAGGCUGCUAAAAAUCCAGGGACUAUCUCGUAUAUCGUUCCCAUGUCAACAAUCGACUCCUCCUUCGCCAAUACUAGUGCCAAGGGACCGGAUUCUUACGAUCACCCCAGACUCCCAGCCCUUCUGGUGGCUAUGGCCUAUAUGAACGCGGUCGAAGGACCAUUGUGGGUGGCCAUCCGGGGUACUGGCCUUGCAUAUGGCUCUCGAUUCCGGUACAAUGUCGAUGCAGGACUUGUGCAUUUCAAUGUAUACCGGUCACCGAAUGCAUACAAGGCAUUUGAAGCAGGCAAGAAAAUCGUCGAGGACCAUCUGUGUGGGAAGGUGCCGUUUGACCCGCUGAUGACGCUCGAGGGCGCCAUUAGUAGCAUUGUGGUUGAUUUUGUUAAUGAACAGACGACCCCGGCGAGUGCUGCGCAGGCCAGUUUUGUUCGACAGGUUAUUCGGGAGUUGCCUAGUGACUAUCAAGAGAAGAUAUUAAAGAAGGUGAGGGAAAUUGAGAUUGGGGAGAUUAAAGAGGCUCUGAGGGAUAUUAUCUUGCCCCUUUUUACGCCGGGGAAGUCGGAUAUCGUGGUUACCUGUUCGCGGGUACUUGAAGAGCCUAUCAAAAAGGGAUUCGAGUCUGUGGGAUACAAACCGGAAGUACGAAGUCUGAAGUUCUUUGAGGAUGAUUACGGGUUGAAGCUCGACGAAGGAGAAAAGGAUGGGAAUGGGAAGGGGGAGGGGAAGGACGAGGAGGAGGAAUCCGGAAGUGAAAAUGACAGUGAGGAUGAAGAUGGAGAUGGCGAUGAUGAAAUGAAUUGA